Molecule: messenger RNA, 5747 nt
Organism: Dunckerocampus dactyliophorus (ringed pipefish)
Lineage: Eukaryota; Metazoa; Chordata; Actinopteri; Syngnathiformes; Syngnathidae
Gene: asb6
Product: ankyrin repeat and SOCS box containing 6
Exons: 6
Coding region: 314-1618 (434 amino acids)
Biological process (GO): protein ubiquitination; intracellular signal transduction
Cellular component (GO): BRCA1-BARD1 complex
Molecular function (GO): protein binding
Source: RefSeq, a predicted model, not a curated record
CGUAUUGCGUAGUCGCAAGUGCAAUAUCGUUGUUAGUUCUCCGGUGUUUCAUUAGAACACACACGACAGGAAGACAACGCACAGAAUAAGGCAAGGUUUUACUAAUAUUUGUUUAGUUAACUUUGUAACAUGUAACUGCAGUCAUUCAACCUUGACGUGAAUGAAUCAGGUAACGCUCUGCUCUGAGUAAAGUUUGGAGGACGUGCUGGUGGUGUAUGUUUUCGCAAAAUAGGAUCUCGUUUGACACUCUCUGUACUGUUAGAAUGUGCUUAGGAUUUAUUUACAUGAAAGUGUUUUAAACAGUGAAGGUGCCAUGCCGUUUCUCCACGGUUUCCGAAGAAUCAUUUAUGAGUAUCAACCACUGGUGGAUGCUGUCAUGAGUGUGAUCGAGCCAGAAGAAGCAGACGCAAGUCAAGAGGAUAGAAGUCCAGAAGACGAAAGACGUCUGUGCAGUUCUCUAGAGGAGCUGCUGGAGCGAGAGUCCCAUUCUGAAGUAUUCAUGGCGGGGAUCAGCUAUGCUCUGUUUAAGGUGGCAGAGCGAGGGCUGGUGCAUGUCGCUGAAGUCCUUCUACGGUACAGAGCAGAUCUUAAUUUUGAAGACCCAGUGUCCUACUACAAUCCACUGCAUAUAGCUGUUCUGAGGAACAGAUCAGACAUGGUGAAACUUCUGGUCGAGCACGGAGCUGACAUUGAAAAAAGGGACAGGAUCCAUGAGAGCAGUCCGUUGGAUCUUGCAAGUGAAGAGUCGGACCGUCUGCCCUGCCUGCUCACAUUGCUUGACCUUGGUGCUGAUGUGAACGCAUGGGAUAAAAGAGGAAAGACCCCUUUGCUGCAUGCCUUGGCAAGCAGUGAUGGCCUCACUGUGAACAACACAGAGAACAUCCAGCAUCUACUUGAAAGAGGUGCUGACAUCAAGGCUGCAACUGUAGAUGGCGAAACAGUUGAGUCGUCGUUGGUGUUUCUGGUCAAGGAGGCGCUUGAUGCCAACCCAGAGGAUGCUGCAAAGAUUGGAAAAUUCUGCUUGAAGACCACACAGUUACUGCUAGCCCACGGCGUGGAUCCUAGCUGUGAUCUAUCUGAUGAGUCCACUCUGACCCAAACAAGCCUGGAGCACUAUGACCUACUCUUCCCUCUGGCUGUGCUCAUAAUCCAAAGUGGAGCUUCUUUGGUUUGUGCCUAUCACGGCGACUCCUGCUGGUCAGCUUCCAGUCUUAUUUUCCAGCGGCUCCACUCAUCUCUGGGGCAAUGUUCAGAUCCAAAUCAUGCAUCUGAGCUGCUUGAGCAAGCUGAAGUUUUGCUGGACUUAAUGAGAGUAAACAAGCCGACACUGAGGCUGCAUUGCAGGUUGGGACAUACUAUACUUGGGCAGGACCCUCACCUAUAUGUUCAGGCUGUUGAAGAGCUAUACAGCCGAGUGGUCAAGCAUGAUGCUUGCCCUCCUGCUCUGAAAUGCCUUUGCAGGGCCUUUUUAAGGAACCACUCCCAGCCCUGGCCCCUGGAAAAAAGAAUCAAUGAUUUGCCUUUACCAGACAGACUGAAAGACUUCCUUCUCCCAGAGCGCACAUUUAAGACAAAGCCUGGUUGGGACUGCUUUAAGCCCCAGCAAAGUCAACGCUGAUCAUCUACUCUGUACUGCUCACAAUUGUAUGUAAAAAAAAAAAAAAAAAGUAAAUCGAUGCAAAGGCAGCAUUUGUACCUAAGUGGAACUAAAAUAAUUGAGGCACAUGGCCCAGCAGUUAUCUUGUUUCUGUGCCAUUUUUUUCAGUUGUGUUUUUACAUUUACUGUACUCAAAUGCCAAAUAUGCUACCUUCACAUUUGUCAUUGGACUCGCAGUAGAAACAUCUGUAAUGUGAGGCUGCAAGGUGUCAUGCGGUUGGUUGUAAUUCAUCAUAAAUGUCAUCAGAUGGCAGUGUUCUGUCACAUGCUAAAAAUACAUUUCUACCCCGUAAAAGGCAGGGAUCAAGAAAUUAAAUCAUGAUAAUGGUUUCAAACAUGAUUAAAAGAGCAGGAAUAUACAUUGUAUCACACUAACAGCCAAAUUGCAUUGGCAGGUGUGCUAACAGAGGCUUAAAAACGGAGUGACUGAUUUGUAGAAGUAGAUUUUCAUGAGCACGUUUAAAAAGUUGUGUGCAGAGGCGAAGGGAAUUACACAGAAAACUUCCCAUAGGUUUCCUUGUUUGUCAUUAAAUGCAAGCUCAUUCAACUGCAGUUUGUUGGGGUGUGCAUUGUUGCUGCCACCUAGUGGCCGUGAAUGUAUUUAACAUGCUCUCGUGCAUGUACUACUAGACAGCAAUUGUGGCGCAAGAUAGUAAAGUAAAUACCUGCAGUUUAAUGUUUCCCGUCACUGGAUGAUCAAUGUGCUCAAAAAUAAAAACGCCUUACCUUACUCGAUUAUCUUAUCUUAUUAUCUUAUUUAAUUCAAUAUUUUUUACUUUUCCACUUAUCUUGGCAGCAUAGAGUGUGUGCGAUUUGGGUUUAUUGAUGCAAUACAUCCUUGGCCCAUUUUGUCCAGUAAUUGAGAAAUGGAUGUAGUUUAGCUAACUUUUGUCAGCCUCAGCACUUAUUGCUACAAAAUCUUCAACAAACUGUAAUGUGUGUGCUUGUGAUUAAGGAAGAUGCAGUCACACAUGUAACUCCAAUCGCAUUAUUAAUGUAAGAUAUUUUCAUGACACCCUUAUUUUGUUUACGCAAUUAGGCAAAUGUGACAAAGAGCGCUCUUAUUUUGAAGGCCAUGUGUUGAGAAUUGCAAUUGACGUUUGAUACGCGCUGGGUGCGAGAAUAGACGUGCCUCAUGUCUUUUUUCACUCAGAACCUGCACGUCGUCAGUGGGCAUUGUAAAAUGGUCCUUACGAGCUGUAAAGCACAACACGGUGAAAAUAUACUCACCCAGCACACACACACACACACACGCAGCUGCACUGCUAAACUAAGCUAACCCCGGUAGCUUCCAUUCACACUCCGUAACAAAGGGGUUGCCAAGGUUUUUCGCCGUCGUUUGGACAUGUUUAGUAGUGUUUGUGAUGAGAUUCCGCCACGAUUGAGCGGCCCGCACCAUGACACAGCAGUCCGGGCACAGUGAGGGGGAACUACCGCUGUAGCUACGGAGUAGAACAUCCAAUGUCCAUAGUGAAAUGAGCUUCACCACUGUAGACUGCGGCCAUGUCUGCACGGCGGUGUUGCGUUUUCUUUUUGUGGGUGGCAACCAGCUUUGAGGCGCAUUACCGCACCUGGCCCAGAGUUCCGAACGUCAUACGUCCGGCGAAUCAGCUUGAUCUCAUGGUUGAACCCGAUAUUAUCCGAUCUUCAAAAUACAGUUGAUACCCCAUUUUAAGUAAGUAAAGUAUACAAGUAGACUGUUUGCAUUCAUGUUUAUUGAUCGAAUUAUUAAUUGCGUGCCUUACUAUAAGUACAGUAUAAAUAUAACUGUUUUAUGAUGAACUGAAUGAUUAAGUACUGAAUAGAAAUAAUGCUUUAUUAAAUAAUUAGCUGAGUAGAUGAACAACUGUUAAAGUGUGUCAAAGGUUAAACAGAAAUAAUGGUGUGUUCUCACAUAGUAUACAAUCAGCCAAAGACCAGCCAGCGUCAGCAGCCACAUAUGGUCACAGAAUGUGGCCAAAAUAGACCCAAUUAUCACCUGCUGGCGUCACACAACUUCGUCAAAGAAUCCGGAGAAAGUUAUCUUUGGAGAGACUGGCGCCAAUGGUCUGAGGAAACAAUUAUAAAAAGGCAGAAGAGGGGAGAGUUCGGGGCCCUCUCUCUUUCAGCUGGGGUGGAGGACCAGGGGACCGGUGGAUGAGACGGGGCACGGAGCUCUGGAAACUGUUAACCUAUUCUGUCUGAUUUAUUCUCAAUAGAAUUCUUAAACUUAAUUUGGUGUGUGAGUCUCUUUCUCUUAACUGGUGAAAUUGCCUUAAUUCAUUUUCUAAAUUAAGGCCGCUCCCUUUUCUACCCGCCUCCUGGAGCUGCUACUCCUUGCAAGUGUUAGCAGUAGGGUUGUCUUCGACUAAGGAUUUUCAUCGUCAAAUCGGAUUCAUUCGAUUUUAUCCAUAGUCGACUAAUAAUCCAAUAUUGUUGUUUUUUUAAUAGUACCGCUAGUUGCAAUCCCUACAAAUAAACACAUCUCAUUUGCGACUUUUUCCACUUCUGCUAAAACACUUGGAUAAACAAAUAAACAUGGUGGUUGUGCAACAACAAUACCUUUAUUUUUAUUUAUUUAGUGAUGCAGAAAGCAGUUGACAUGAUGACACAGUGCUGUGUUUAUCGGCCCGAAGUGUGUGGCAGUCGCGGCUAGUUCAAUAGCAUUGUCUGGUACUCCGCUGUUGAGUCAUGUCUCUGUGAAAAUGAUGACAUUGCAGUCCGAAAGUCUCUGACUGUGGGUGAUGUGGAGAUGUAACUUGUACAUUUUAUUCACGAAAGGCCACACAUUAGUGAAGAAAAUGCUGAGUAAGGACUGUCUGUGUAUUCUUACCUUCUGCUUAGCCCGUACCCCUCUACUGUACAUCCUCCUCCUUUCUGCCGCCCGGCUGAGUGGGGUGUGUAGACUACGGUACUCGGGGACGAGUUGAAGAUUGGUAAUAAAAACAUUGGUGCUGUGAAAUCCAUGUUAAACCAGACCUGGUAUGAGCAAGAUAAUAACUCCAAAACUGCAAAUCUGGAAGAGAUGCAUGCUGCCAUCUUGCAUAAGUAGAUGUCUUCUGUUAAACACACACAUCAUUUUCACUUCUUCAUUAACACAAAUGAGGAUGAAUUUGUAUCAAAAUAGGCUAUUCAUAACAAAACAAAGACAUUGUAUGUGAAAAUGUAUGCUCAUCAGCAGCAGCCGUGGGCCCUCCCAUGUCGUCGGAAUGCUAGUCUUACGGCAAGAUUGAUAACACAAACCUUUGCGAUUCUGUUUUUUUCUUUUUGACUUUUUUUUUCUUUCUUUUUUUUUUUUUACAAAAUUAUAAAUAUUAAAGUGAAGCCCACCCAUCCUUUUGGUUUUUGUGUAUGCAGCCCUCAGUGGAAGAAGUUUGGACAGCCCUGGAAUAAUUCAUGUUUUGACUUUUGGGAGUUUGAUGACUGCAAUAUACUAACUCCCCCGCUAGGUAGCGCCACCUACACAUGCUUUUUGUGCUUUUUUCCACUUGAGUGUGGCCUAGGUUCCCAAAGUGGGAUACACCAAUUGUCAUAGGGGGUACAAAAAUAAAAAUGAAAACCUAACACUCACAAAUGAGAGUGUGCCUGAACGCCUCACAGGGCAGAGUGCGCAGUCAGAGCACAAAGAAGGAAGGAGAGAGCAUGAGGUUCUUCAUUGCUCUGUGUGAGUUAUAUGAAUAAGUAAGUUUGAGCAUUAUGUUGCGCAUUGAGAGUGUUUCCUCUUGAAUAUUUAAUUUAUAUUGGCGUUCCAAUCCCCGCACUGUGAAAACCUAUCAAUGAAUGUGCGUGUCAGGAUGAGAGAGUACGGAUUCCCCCGGAAAUGACACUUCAUCGCUGAACAUUUUUGAAACAGAAUUACUUACUUCCUAUAAAAUUAACUAAUAAAUCAUGUUCGGUAUUUCGUUGAAGAUGAAGAUUAAAAAAGGUUUAUGUUUUUUAAGUGUGUAAGAGUCGGGGGUACAUGGCUUCAAGUCGGAUGUCUACAAGGGUAUGCGACUGUGAAAAGUUUGGGAACCACUUGUGUAUGGUAAUCCAGAAGAUGUCCAGUGUGAUAGUAUUAUUUUAUCAUCAUUUAUGUGUCGUGUACAUGAGAUAACUUUGAAAUCUCUCU